Pseudoliparis swirei is the source of this 484-nucleotide messenger RNA. Its product is annotated as heat shock 70 kDa protein 1-like. Gene Ontology annotation, molecular function: ATP binding; ATP-dependent protein folding chaperone. Lineage: Eukaryota; Metazoa; Chordata; Actinopteri; Perciformes; Liparidae. The record is from RefSeq and is a predicted model, not a curated record. Bases 1 to 387 code for a protein of 128 amino acids. The transcript has a single exon.
AUGGUGUGGGACGCCGACGAGUACAAAGCCGAGGACGACCUCCAGAGGGACACGAUCUCUGCCAAGAACUCCCUGGAGUCCUACGCCUUCAACCUGAAGAGCAGCGCGCAGGACGAGAACCUGAAGGGCCAACUGGGCGCCGAGGACCAGAAGACGCUGCUGGAGACGUGCGAGGAGACCAUCGCCUGGCUGGAGAACAACCAGCUGGCCGACAAAGACGAGUACCGACACAAGCAGGAAGAGCUGGAGGACGUGUGCAACCCCAUCGUCAGCAAGUUGUACCAUGGGAGGGAGGCCCGCAGGAGGCUGUGGGGCGCAGGCUCGAGCCGGCUCCCAGGGGCCCACCAUCGAGGAGGUGGACUAAAGGGUACCCUUCAUGAGGACUAAAGGGUACUCUUCAUGAGGACUAAAGGGUACUCUUCAUGAGGACUAAAGGGUAGUCUUCAUGAGGACUAAAGGGUACCCUUCAUGAGGACUAAAGGGU